GGGCUGGGCCUGGCACUGGCUUGUCGCACAAGUAAUGCGGGGCAAAGUCCGGCUGCUGGUAGUUGCCGCAGUGACAGCUGAGCGAUGAAUCCGGAUCUGAGCAGGGAGAGGGCCACCGCGUCCUUCAGCCCGGAAAUCAUCACACAUAUACUGGAUGGGGGCCCGGAGAGGACCCGCAGGAGGAGGGAAAUCGAAAGUCUAGUAAUAAAUGACCCAAGCUUCCAGCAUGAGGAUCCCAACUUCUUGUCCCGCAGUGAGCGAUAUGAGGUGGCCAUCAAGAAGAGUGCGCAGAUGGUUCAGAAGAUGAGGCAGCAUGGGAUAUCCGACCCUGAAGAGAUCUACUGGUUCAAGAGAACUGGCCUGGGCUCUCAGACGGAUCCCCUGGGUUUACAUUUUAGCAUGUUCUCCAACGUGCUGGUAAAUCAGUGCAGCGACUCUCAGUCCAAGAAGUGGGUGCCUCUUGCCGGGAGACUGCAAGUCAUUGGCACAUAUGCACAGACCGAGCUGGGGCAUGGAACCCACUUGCGAGGGUUGGAGACAACAGCCACCUAUGAUCCAUCUAGCCAGGAGUUCAUCCUGCACAGCCCCACAGUGUCCUCCAUCAAGUGGUGGCCAGGAGGGUUGGGGAAGACCUCAAAUCAUGCUGUAGUGCUGGCACAACUCUACACCCAAGGGGAGUGCAAAGGGCUUCAUGCCUUUAUAGUUCCCAUUCGCCAGCUGGGCACUCAUGAGCCUCUGCCAGGAGUCACUGUUGGAGACAUUGGACCCAAAUUUGGUUUUGAUGAAACAGACAAUGGGUUCCUGAAGUUCGACAAGUUCCGGAUCCCACGAGAAAACAUGCUCAUGAAAUAUGCUCAGGUGGAACCGGAUGGAACAUAUGUGAAGCCACUCAGUGACAAACUCACGUAUGGCACUAUGGUGUUUAUCCGCUCCAUGAUUGUGGGAGAUUCUGCUCGGAGCCUGUCACGGGCUUGCACCAUUGCUGUCCGCUAUAGUGCUGUACGACAUCAGUCUGAGAUCAGGCCUGGGGAGCCUGAACCACAAAUCCUGGACUUCCAGACCCAGCAAUACAAGCUCUUCCCACUACUAGCCACAGCAUAUGCAUUCCAGUUUGUGGGUUCAUAUAUGAACCAGACAUAUCACAGGAUAACUGGAGACAUUCAUCAAGGGAACCUGAGUGAACUUCCAGAGCUGCAUGCCCUAUCUGCUGGACUGAAAGCCUUUACUACAUGGGUAGCCAGCACAGGCAUUGAGGAAUGCAGGAUGGCAUGUGGAGGGCAUGGGUACUCUCGCUGCAGUGGCAUCCCCGAUAUCUAUGUGACAUUCACUCCGGCAUGUACCUAUGAGGGGGAGAACACUGUGAUGAUGCUGCAGACAGCCAGGUUUCUAUUUAAAAGUUAUACUGCAGCCGUAUCUGGAGAGCAAGUUGGCGGGAUGGUAUCCUACCUUAAUGAUGUGUCCUUACAGCGUGUGCAGGCUCAGCCGUUGGCUCAUCGAUCCGCCACUGAUAUCAAUGAUCUAAGCAGUCUAGUGGAGGCUUAUAAACAGCGGGCGGCUUGGCUAGUUGUGGCAGCAUCUAAGAGUGUCCAUUCUGAUUUGAAACGUGGGAAGCGCAAGGAAGACGCUUGGAACAAGAACACUGUAGAUUGGGUGCGGGCAACUGAGGCGCACUGUCAUUAUGUGGUAGUGAAACUUUUUGUGGACAAACUAUCUGAGAUCCUGGAUGUGGCUUCUCACCGCAUAUUGAGCUCUCUCUGCCUACUUUAUGCUCUGCAUGGGAUCAGCAGAAAUACUGGGGAUUUUUUUCAGGCUGGUAUUCUGACCACUUUCCAGGUGGAGCAGGUACAGCAGCGAAUUAAGGAUUUACUGUCCGUAAUCCGACCUAACGCGGUGGCUCUGGUUGAUGCAUUUGAUUACACAGACUCUCAGCUGGGUUCUGUCCUGGGAAGAUAUGAUGGAAAUGUAUAUGAAAAUAUGUUUGAGUGGGCCAAAAAGUCACCCCUUAACAAAACACAGGUUCAUGAAUCCUUCUACAAGUAUCUGAAACCUCUUCAGUCCAAGCUGUGAACCACCGUGCACCUGCAGAGAGAGACAACUGGGCAGAACACUUCUUUUUAUAAUAACUAGUUUUCUUUGCAUUAUUGAGCUUCAAAAAAUUCUGUUAAUUUUACAGCUUGGAAUGGAUAGUUUAUGAAAUAGGUAAGAUAAUGAGUGCCCUGUAAGGUUUAACAGUCUCAUACUAGUAAAAGACUUAUCUGCAAAUCAACCGUUUUACCGUCCUCCCUACUAUACUGUGAUGAUCCACGCUCAUUUAUAUACAGGCCAAAGGGUUACCCAACAUAUUGGCAAAUGAUUUAACAUUAACUGGUAUAUCACUGAACCACGAUUUGUACCUGUUGCCCAUAUAUGUUUUGUUUUUCACCCUGCAUUCCAAGAUGACUGCUCCCAACCUUUGGAGAUUAGUGGUUAAGUAGGCAGAAUUGAUACGUGUAAAAUAGAUUAGAAUCUGGUAAAUGUUCUACACCAAGGGGCGAAACAAAAUCCCAGGCAAGUGCUGUUUUUUUGCGAUUGCGAAAACAGGAAAUUUUUCAUGCUGUAAAAAAAAUGGUGGGUAAUUGACAGAUUUAAAAAUAAAAUAAAAAAUUGGUAAAUCCUGUUUACAGAUGCAGUGCUAAUACAUGCAGAAUUCAAAGGGAUAUUAAAGUCGCUCUUUACUACAAUUAGUUAUUUGUACAGCAAUUACAAAUGUACGUAACAAUAAACAUAUUUUUUCAUUUCUUA
Molecule: messenger RNA, 2781 nt
Organism: Pseudophryne corroboree (corroboree frog)
Lineage: Eukaryota; Metazoa; Chordata; Amphibia; Anura; Myobatrachidae
Gene: ACOX1
Product: acyl-CoA oxidase 1
Exons: 14
Coding region: 85-2067 (660 amino acids)
Biological process (GO): very long-chain fatty acid metabolic process; lipid homeostasis; fatty acid beta-oxidation using acyl-CoA oxidase
Cellular component (GO): peroxisome
Molecular function (GO): fatty acid binding; FAD binding
Source: RefSeq, a predicted model, not a curated record